GCUAGAGAGAGAGAGAGAGAGAGAGAGAGAAAGAUAGCGGUGGAUUAUAGUGAGAGAAACCGAAGAUUUUCUCGGGAAAAUAUAGGAUUUUUGGUGGGAGAUUUUCUUUAGACUGGGGAAAAACUUGACAGAUAUAGGGAUUUAGGAAAGUUGGGGAGAGAGAGAGAGAGAGAGAGAGAGAGAGAGAGAGAGAGAUUGUUUAGAUCCCCCUGAGAGAGAAUUUGGAGUGGCAAAAUUCCAGAUUAAAAGAGAGAGAAAGUGGAGUGGUAGAGAGAGAGAGAGAGAGAGAGAGAGAGAGAGAGAGAGAGAAAGGAAGAUGAAGAUACAGUGCAACGUGUGCGAGGUGGCGGAGGCCAACGUUCUAUGCUGUGCGGACGAAGCGGCGCUUUGCUGGGCUUGCGACGAGAAGGUUCACGCCGCCAACAAGCUCGCCAGCAAACACCAGAGGGUUCCUUUGGCGAGCUCUUCUUCUCAUAUGCCUAAAUGUGAUAUCUGCCAGGAAAUGGUUGGCUAUUUCUUCUGUCUAGAGGAUCGAGCUUUACUUUGCCGAAAAUGUGAUGUUGCCAUACAUACUGCUAAUUCCUUUGUGGCUGGUCAUCAAAGGUUCCUGCUAACGGGUGUGAAAGUUGGUCUUGAGCCUACUGAACCUGGUGGGUCCUCUUGUUCUGGCAAGUCACUCUCUGGGGAAAAAAGGUCAGAAACUAAAUCUCGUCCUGUGUCUAAAAGGGAGAACCUAAUGCCAUUGGCUGGUGAGCACAACAAUGUAUUACCAGUCCAUGAUGGUGGAGUUCAAGACUUUGUAGGACCAAAUGUGGCAUUCAGUGGGGGUUCUUUGGAUGGAGGCAUUCCACAAUGGCACAUGGAUGACUUUAUUGGAUUAACUGAAUUUAAUCAGAAUUAUGAGUACAUGGGUAAUGGAUCAUCCAAGACUGAUAAUGGUAAGCUUGGGGAUUGUGAUUCGUCAAUUUCAAAAGCAGCUGAGGAAGAGCUUGAUGAUGAUGAGUGCCUAGGUCAGGUACCAGAGGCGACCUGGACAGUGCCACAGAUACCUUCACCACCUACAGCCUCGGGUUUAUACUGGCCAAAAAGUUCUUAUAGUUCAUUUGAUUGUCCAGUGUCUGUUCCUGACAUAUGUUACUCCCCCAUGGAAAACGUGCCCGCUUGUCAAACUAAUACUUUUGUCUCGAAACGGCGAAGGCAAUUCUAAUCCCUGCAUAAUUUGCCAUUCUUAAGUUGGGUUCUUGGAGAUUUACAGCAACUCGUUUAUGUACCUGUGGUUAUAGCCUCCUAUGUGUUAUUCACUUCACAGAUCACACCAAAUCAUCAGAUCAAAAUAAGUGGUGCGUCCGUGCAAGCAAUGUGCAUGGGAUCCUACAUGAUAAUUUUUGUCUUUUUCACACUUUGCCAUACAAGGCUUGUUUUUAUCAAUACAAGGUUUGUUGUUAGAGUAGAAAACAAAUUGAAGUAUGUUCUGUUAAUGUAUAUAGGAUAUAUACAUUGACAUACUUAAGUAGGUUUAUAAUUGGAUGGACACCUGGAAAUAGGGUUAAAUUUGUAGUGGUUUUUCUAGUGUUGUUAACCAUACAUUCUUCGUUGGCUGCCCUAAUUCCUUUGUAUUGGUUUUAAGGGUUUCAAUUCUGUUGAGGUUGGACUUCAA
Messenger RNA from Ziziphus jujuba (common jujube), 1657 nucleotides. RefSeq names its product B-box zinc finger protein 22. Gene Ontology annotation, biological process: photomorphogenesis; regulation of DNA-templated transcription. The record is from RefSeq and is a predicted model, not a curated record. Bases 317 to 1207 code for a protein of 296 amino acids. NCBI's taxonomy places the organism in Eukaryota, Viridiplantae, Streptophyta, Magnoliopsida, Rosales, Rhamnaceae. Gene Ontology annotation, cellular component: nucleus. The transcript is spliced from 3 exons. Gene Ontology annotation, molecular function: zinc ion binding.